AUCCUAAGUUUUUUGCUUUUCCCAUUCUACCAAAGUUUAUCAACACACAUCUUGCUUCAUUAUCUUCAAUACUAACACUAAUAUUUUUAUCAUACCAUAACACAAAAAUGAUACAAAGUACUCCUUCACAAUUAGGUCCACCACAUGAAGCUAUGUUCUUGAUCUUGCCUUAUCUCCCUAUAUUUGAACUUUUAUCAAUGUUUCAAGUUUGCAAGUCAUUUAGAAAUGCUCUAAAACAUGACAUACUCCCAUGGUUAAAUAUCGUCGUCGAAAAGCCGUUAAAUAGUCGAUUUUCUGAUGAUUUUUUGGUGAAAAUAAUGUCUAAGGCAAAGGGUCGAUUGAAUGUUGUUGCUCUGAAAAAUUGCUUUAAGAUAACAGAUGAUGGAGUUCUACAAGUUAUUGCAAGUAAUCCUCAUAUCAACAAGCUAUAUUUACAAGGGUGCACUAGCUUAACCAUUGAGGGAGUCAUUAGUGCAGUAAAAUUGCUCACCAAACCAAACCAUAGGCUAACAACCUUAGCUAUUUCUGGCAUCUACAAUGUGAAAACAGAGGAUUUUCAAACACUCUGUCAUCUAUUGGGAAUGAAUCAAAUGCAAAUGAAAGAAAUAAAGAAGAAUUACUACAACAUACGACACGAAUUACACGCGUUUAAACAAGAAUCUCAGCCUUCAAUCGACGUAGAUAUAUGUCCGAAAUGUGGAGAAAUAAGAGAAGUUUUUGAUUGUCCAAGAGAUUCUUGUAAGAGGAGAAUGCAACAACAACAGAAGCAGCUACUUAUAGAGUGCAGGGGAUGCUUCCUCUGUGUCACAAGAUGUGAAGAGUGUGGUGUAUGUACCAAAGAUGAAGAAUUAGGUGAAGCAGCUUGUGUAGAUAUAUUGUGCUUGAAUUGUUGGCUUCAUCUUCCAAAAUGUAAUUUUUGUAACAAGGCAUAUUGCAACCAACAUGCUUACCAGCAGCAUGUUGGCUCUUCUUCAGGGUUCUUGUGUAGUGAUUGUAGUUUUCAUGCAACACAAAGUUCAUAUUAGUGGUUUUAAAAAUGUAUAUUGCUUUUGGACAGACGAAUUCAUGAUUUUAAGUUUAUGGAUUGUGGAUGUUAGAACAGAUAGUAAUUAGUGCUCGAGUUCGACAUAAGACUAUUCAUAGAUAUUAGGUGGAUUUCUUAAUAGAAAUACAAAGUUUGUAUUAAAGUGCUA
Solanum dulcamara is the source of this 1193-nucleotide messenger RNA. RefSeq names its product F-box protein SKIP28. Lineage: Eukaryota; Viridiplantae; Streptophyta; Magnoliopsida; Solanales; Solanaceae. The transcript has 3 exons. Gene Ontology annotation, cellular component: cytoplasm. Gene Ontology annotation, molecular function: protein binding. The record is from RefSeq and is a predicted model, not a curated record. Bases 108 to 1025 code for a protein of 305 amino acids.